AUGAGGCGAAGCUCAAGCACUGCGAGAAACAGUGAUCGGCAAUCUAUGAUGGCACUGAGAGUGCAGGACAACAACAAGAUGGGUCUUCAAACACCUCAGAAGAAGGAUGAAGGUAUGGCUGGGAAGCUAAGCCUGAGCAGACCUACACCUGGAACUUCAGAAAGAAAAGUCAGCUUUUUUGGGAAGAGAACCAGUGGGGCUGGAUGUUCACGGGACAGUCAGUGUGGUGUGUUCAGUACAGAAAAGAUCAAGGAUCCCAGGCCUCUUCAUGACAAGGCAUUCAUCCAGCAAUGCAUCAAGCAGCUUUGUGAGUUUCUUGUUGAGAAAGGUUAUGCCCAUAGCGUUUCCCUGAAAUCACUACAGUCUCCAUCAGUUAAGGACUUCUUAAAAAUCUUCACCUUUAUCUAUGGAUCUCUCUGCCCUUCUUACAAGCUGCCUGACUCAAAAUUUGAAGAGGAAAUUCCCAGAGUUUUUAAAGAGCUUGGGUACCCCUUUCCUUUGUCAAAAAGCUCCAUGUACACAGUGGGAGCACCACACACGUGGCCUCAGAUCGUGGCAGCUUUGGUUUGGUUGAUUGAUUGUGUCAAGCUGUAUGCUGCUGUGAGGGAAAAUGCGCCGUCGUUUGAUGAUGGACAGAACUGGGGAGGAGAGAUGGAUGAUGGAGUUGUACAUCAUAAGCUUUUCAUGGACUACGUUGUGAAGUGCUAUGAGCAGUUCAUGAACGGGAGAGAUACUUUUGAAGAAUUGGAUGCAGAAGUGCAGUCCAAAUUAAGGGAUUUGUUUAAUAUCAAUGAAUCCCAGAUAGAAUGUUUAGCAGCUGACAACAAAAGACUUCUGGAAGAGAUUGCAAGACUAGAAAAAGAAAAGGAAAGUGAGCCGGAUCGUAGAGUAACUCUACGAAACCUGAAAUCGUCUCUUGAAGCAGAUGUCCAGAAAUACCAGGCUUAUUUGACCAGUCUGGAAUCGCAUGUAGCCAUGCUUGAUCAAAAACUGGAAGGUGUUAAUAAGGAAGUUGAGACAGCAGAAAUGGAAGUAGAAGCCAUGAAGCGAGAGAAUGCCCGGCUCCAGCACAUCUUUGAUAACCAGAAGUACUCAGCGGUGGCCAUUGAGAGAAUAAAUCACGAGAGAAAUGAGUUGCAGCAGACGGUUACCAAGCUGACUAAGGAAGUGGAAGCAGAAGAACGUCAGCUGUGGAAUGAAGAGCUAAAAUAUGCUAGGGGUAAAGAAACGGUGGAAAUGCAAUUGGCAGAGUAUCAUAAACUGGCUCGAAAGCUGAAAUUAAUUCCAGUUGGUGCUGAGAAUUCCAAAGGCCACGACUUUGAGAUUCAGUUUAAUCCUCUGGCGGGACCAAGUUGCCUGGUCAAAUACAGAACUCAGAUCAAGGUUCCUCUUAUGGAGAUCAUAAACCAAACUAAGGAAGAAAUCAGGAAAGCUAAUGACCGGAAAAUGACUUUGGAGGAUACUUUGGAUCAGGUGUGUUGGUUAAUAAAGAUUAGGACUAAGAUACC
Mesitornis unicolor (brown roatelo) is the source of this 1508-nucleotide messenger RNA. It is a transcript of the gene NDC80, whose product is annotated as NDC80 kinetochore complex component. Gene Ontology annotation, cellular component: Ndc80 complex. Gene Ontology annotation, biological process: attachment of mitotic spindle microtubules to kinetochore. NCBI's taxonomy places the organism in Eukaryota, Metazoa, Chordata, Aves, Mesitornithiformes, Mesitornithidae. The record is from RefSeq and is a predicted model, not a curated record. The transcript has 12 exons. The annotation marks the transcript as partial.